UGUUGGUUUAGGUUACGACAAUAUUUUUCAGAUUUUUUUUUACUUGAAGAGACUUUUCAUCCCCAUCUCUUGGCCUCAGUGGUAGGAAACCAGUGGAAGCCAUGGCCUCCUACGACAGGGAGACCGAGAUAAAGGCCUUCGACGACACCAAAGCCGGCGUUAAAGGCCUGGUGGACGCCGGCGUUACUCAAAUCCCUCCCUUCUUCCGCCUGCCGCCGGGCGCUUUAAAAAGCCCCGAGCCGACCUCCACCGCAAGGGCUGAGAUUCCGGUCAUCGAUCUCGGAAUAAUCAACGGAGACCCGGAGGAGCGGGAGAACGUGGUGGAGCUCGUGAGAGGGGCGGCGGAGAGGUUUGGUUUCUUCCAGGUGCUGAAUCAUGGGAUUCCUCAGUCUGUGCUGGACGAGAUGCUGGAAGGCGUCAGGAGGUUUAACGAGCAGGAAUUGGAGGUGAAGAAGCGAUAUUACACGCGAGAUAGUAGCAAAAUUGUGCGAUUCAACUCCAAUUUUGAUCUGUACCAAUCGCCGAUGGCGAAUUGGAGGGAUUCCCUUGCCUGCACAUUGGCACCGGAGCCAGCCGCUAAGCCGGAGGAGCUGCCCGAAGUUUGCAGAGAUAUAAUUAUGGAAUACACGAGCCACAUUCAAAGGUUAGGGCAUCUUCUAUUUGAGUUAUUAUCAGAGGGACUUGGCUUAGACACACAAUAUUUGAAUGAUUUGGAAUGUGGCAAAGGAUUGUCUCUUUUGAGCCACUAUUAUCCACCAUGUCCUCAGCCAGAGCUGACUCUUGGGACAAGCAAACAUACAGAUCCAGAUUUUCUUACUGUUCUUCUUCAGGAUAAUAUUGGUGGCUUACAAGUUCUUCAUGAAGAUCAGUGGUUUGAUGUACCUCCAAUUCCUGGAGCUCUUGUCAUUAAUAUUGGUGAUCUUCUACAGCUGAUCACUAAUGAUAAAUUUAAGAGCGUUGAGCAUAGAGUACUUGCGAGCAAGAUUGGCCCAAGAGUUUCUGUUGCGUGUUUCUUCUCCACACACGUCUAUCCAUCAGAAAGACAAUACGGCCCAAUAAAGAAGUUAUUAUCAGAGAAAAAUCCUCCUAAAUACAAAGGUGUUACUGUAAGGGAGUAUCUAAAUGUUUGUUACUCAAAAGGACUUGAUGGUAAAUCUGUAUUAGACAAAUUUAGGUUAUGAUUAAUUCUUUGAUAUGUGAUUUAUAUGUGUCCUCGUGAGGAGACUUUAUUAAUGUUAUGGGAUCAUUAAUAUAUGAAUUGUUU
Molecule: messenger RNA, 1264 nt
Organism: Phalaenopsis equestris
Lineage: Eukaryota; Viridiplantae; Streptophyta; Magnoliopsida; Asparagales; Orchidaceae
Product: 1-aminocyclopropane-1-carboxylate oxidase homolog 1-like
Exons: 3
Coding region: 102-1181 (359 amino acids)
Source: RefSeq, a predicted model, not a curated record